Messenger RNA from Eurypyga helias (sunbittern), 1203 nucleotides. It is a transcript of the gene GDPD4, whose product is annotated as glycerophosphodiester phosphodiesterase domain containing 4. The annotation marks the transcript as partial. The transcript has 10 exons. Lineage: Eukaryota; Metazoa; Chordata; Aves; Eurypygiformes; Eurypygidae. The record is from RefSeq and is a predicted model, not a curated record. Gene Ontology annotation, biological process: lipid metabolic process. Gene Ontology annotation, cellular component: membrane. Gene Ontology annotation, molecular function: glycerophosphodiester phosphodiesterase activity.
AUCACAGCUCCCUAUCUCCACAUAGGGGCAAUAACCAUCAUGGUCCUGCUGUCCUGGCCUGUGGCUCUUCAUGCCAUCAGAGCAGAUAAGAAAGUUGUUCAGGUGGUAAUUGUUGGUCCAUACCUGGCUAUCCUUCUCUUUCUUUUCUUGAUACCUCUGGGGAUGUACUCUCCUUGCAUCAGAGAGGUGGGAACACUUGGACCAAAGCCAGCUCUCAUUGGACAUCGUGGAGCACCAAUGCUAGCACCAGAAAACACCGAGAUGUCAUUUCAGAAGACAAUUGAACAUGGUGGGGAUGGUCUUGAAACAGAUGUCACCAUUAGCUAUGAUGGAGUUCCUUUCCUCAUGCAUGACAGCACCUUGAGGAGGACAACUAACAUCAAGGAGGUCUACCCCAAUGACACUGCUCAGAACGCUGCGUUGUUCUCCUGGGAUACCCUGAAGGAGUUGAAUGCUGGAACAUGGUUCCUUAAGGACAAACCAUUUUCAUGCAUGGGCUCACUGUCAAGGGCAGAUCAAAACCAGGCAAUGAAUCAGUCAAUUUACAAGCUAAGUAAUUUCUUGCGCCUCGCAGACAGUCAGAAUAAACUUGUGAUAUUUGAUCUCUACCGCCCUCCAGAAAAACAUCCUUACAGGAACUCAUGGAUCAACAGAACCCUGGAAGUCAUCCUCAACGAGUCGGGGAUUAGACCCCAUCUGGUCCUGUGGCUGGAGAACGACAUGAGGUCCUUUGUUCAGUCCGUUGCUCCUGGGUUUCAGCAGACAAUGGGCAGUAAAGCCCCAGUUGAAGACCUGUUGAUGGACAAUAUCGUCAAACUCAAUCUGGCCUACACCGAAAUGUCUAGUGAAGAUAUCCGGAAAUACGCUGAGGCAAACAUCACCACCAACCUCUAUGUGGUCAAUGAGCCAUGGCUUUUCUCGCUGGCGUGGUGCUCCGGGGCACACUCUGUGACCACCAAUGCUGUCCACAUGCUGAAGAACCUCAACCAGCCACUCUUCCUCAUGACUCCGCAGCAGUACAACAUCAUGUGGAUCCUGACAGAUCUGACCUCUGCGCUCCUUGUCUCGCUCAUCUUUGCUCUGCACUGGUGGCGAGAGCGGAGUUUCUCCUGCUGUGCCCAUGACGGUGGCUCGAUGCUGGAGAGUGGCACCUACAACAAGUUCAGGACAGAGCUCAGCGACAUGCCUGCCGUCAUGGCCUGA